AUGUUACCUAAAAGAUUGAAGACAGAAGAAGCGGAAGACAAUGUGAGCGAGGAGCACACCUUGUCAGGUCCCUCUACUACGCGACCUCGAAACAGCCUUCUCACGCCCGAACCGACCAGAUUGACCGAGUCGCAAGUCGCGCCCUCGGACGAACAGAUCAGUGGUCCUACGCAGACGUUUCCUUUCAUGAAGCUCCCUGCUGAACUCCGCAUUCACGUCUAUCAUGUGGCUCUCCAUCGCGCCGAGCCUAUCCUUCUUCAUGCUGAUCGCGCCCCCGAGCAACACGACGACGAAGACGGCCAUGCUACCACACCCUGCCCCACCGCGCACACCCACACCCCACAUUGCGGCACCGUGAUACGACCGGAGCCUCGAAUGACAUUAGGCCCUGAGCACAUGCCAGGGAAAGAUCCUAUAGUCCCUGAGAUCCUACGGUUGAACAAAUUGAUAUACAGAGAAGCCCGCCAAGUCCUCUACAGCGAUAAUGUCUUCACUCUGUCUCUUGCCUCUGGCAUUUACACUCUCUCUGCCCUCCACCAACGCUCCCGCUCCCUCAUCAAACACGUCGUCCUGACAAUCCCCUCGCACCACGAUAUUCUUGACGGCUUCGCCGACCUAGUACGCUUAGGCUUACGCUACUGCUGGGGGUUGAAGAGCUUCAAGAUUAUAUUGCGGGCAAGCUUACCGGAUGAUGGGGGGAGAGUGUCAGGUGCAACCAGUGUUUAUGCAAAUGCGUUUCAUAUUCUGAGGUGGUUGCCAAGAGGGUGCAAGGUCGUACUGGAGGGGUGUGUGAGUGAUAGUGUUAUGAGGGUUGUGAGGGAGGAGGGGAGGCUAAUGAGUGUGCUUGAUGAGACGAGUUAUUUGAAGAGGCAGCACCAGAUGCCGGAGCGUCAUUAG
Molecule: messenger RNA, 897 nt
Organism: Cucurbitaria berberidis CBS 394.84
Lineage: Eukaryota; Fungi; Ascomycota; Dothideomycetes; Pleosporales; Cucurbitariaceae
Exons: 2
Coding region: 1-897 (298 amino acids)
Source: RefSeq, a predicted model, not a curated record